AUGCUUCCGGACACUCCACAGCAAAAUGGGAUUGCUGAGCGCCGCAUUGGCAUGGUUAUAGACGUCGCCCGUGCGUCCAUGAUGCAUGCGGCUGCCCCCCAUUUUCUGUGGCCGUUUGCGGUUCGGUACGCGGCGCAUCAGAUCAACCUUCAGCCCAGGGUCUCCAUGCCGGAGACCUCCCUAGUUUUGCUGUGGACGAGGAAGGUUGGUGAUGCGUCUGCGUUCCGUGUCUGGGGAUCUCGGGCGUUUGUCCGCGACUUGUCUGCGGACAAGCUGUCCCCUCGUGCUGCUCCCUGCAUCUUCCUUGGCUUCCCCCCUGACGUGCCAGGGUGGCAGUUCUACCACCCCACCUCUCGCCGUUUUCUGUCCUCCCAGGACGUCACGUUUGACGAGUCGGUCCCCUACUACCGUCUCUUCCCCUACCGCACUCCGUCCCUCCCCCCGCCGCCGCUCUUCCUUGUGCAUGGUCCCCCCCCGGUAGACCCCCUUCCCCCUCAGGGUCCUCCCCCUUCAGGUGUGUCCCAGGUAGACGCAGUCGAGCCUGUGGAGGUUGCUGGUGACUCUGGUGCUGCUGGGGGUGCUGAGCCUGGGGGUGCUGACUCUGUGAGUGCUGAGCGUGUGGGUGCUACGCCUGGGGUCUGGGGGUACUGA
Closterium sp. NIES-65 is the source of this 651-nucleotide messenger RNA. NCBI's taxonomy places the organism in Eukaryota, Viridiplantae, Streptophyta, Zygnematophyceae, Desmidiales, Closteriaceae. The record is from the annotation of a GenBank genome assembly.